Molecule: messenger RNA, 2186 nt
Organism: Seminavis robusta
Lineage: Eukaryota; Bacillariophyta; Bacillariophyceae; Naviculales; Naviculaceae
Source: the annotation of a GenBank genome assembly
CGUCACUGAGAAUUUCGGUGUCAGCGAAAGAAGAGCCCCAAAGAUCCAGCGAUCCCAAACCAACCCGUUUGGUUCUCUCUCUUCCCUCAAAACAAACUUGCUUGGACAGAAAGAAGGCAAGAGAGAUACAAACAUAAUAGAAGAAGUCCACAGCACUGUAUUAGCUAGCUACCGUAGCCAUGGCGACAACCACUCCCAGUACAGGACGGCCCAAUGAGUCUGAGAUUGAGACGGACAUUACCAUUUACGGCGCGACUAGCUUUGUUGCUCGUCAUAUCUUGAUGUAUCUCAAGGACGUCGGCCCGUCGCUUCCCCGCAAACUCACCAUUACAUUGGCAGGACGGAACGAAUCCAAACUCCAAAAGAUUCUUCAAGACAACAACAACACUGACACUUCUAAUAGCAAUAACAAUAUCUCCUUGGAUAUCUUUGUGGCGGAAAGUACCGACGCUCCCGCCCUACACACCAUGGCGUCGCGCACCCGCACCAUUAUCAACUGUGCCGGUCCUUUUGAAAAAUACUCGAGUGGCGUCGUCAAGGCAUGCGCCGACACUGGCUGUGAUUACACGGAUAUUACCGGAGAAGUCCAUUGGGUCGGUGCCAUGCGGGUCAAGUACGGAACGGCCGCCGCCAAAUCCGGAGCCCGCAUUAUAUCGCUGUGUGGAUUUGAUUCCGUUCCCAGCGACUUGUCCAUUUUUGCCGCUGUGCAAGCCUUGCGCGCAAAAGUACCCGACGCUCAAGUAGAAACGGCACGAACGUGGCAUUCCGUGUUUGGCAUGGCCGGAGGUGGAACUUUGGCGACCAUGCAUCAGAUGCAACCCGAUAUUGGCCGGUGUUUCUUGGACAGUAGCAACAACAAUUCACUGCGUCCGGUUCCCUUUAUGCUAUUUGAUCCACUCGUCUUGACGCAUCCCGAAACGGUUCGAUUCAAUCCGGAUCAUCAAGACGAUCGAAAUCGCAUGGCAUUGGCCGAAUGGUGGAAUCUAUUGCCGUAUCCACAUACCAUUUUCAAACAAGGAGUCAGCAUUCCCUUUUUCAUGGGCGUGUGCAAUUCCAAAGUGGUUCAUGCCAGUGCCCUGGCAUUGAAUUAUGGACCCAACAUUUCGUAUUACGAACGAUUCUUACCACUGGGAUUCGAAUUGACACUGGGAUUUGGACUCUUUUCCACCAUUCCCAGUCUCAUCAUUCUGUUUGCCAUUGCCAUGGGAGGAUUGAUCCUACAAAUACCCAUUCUCAGUGAUUUACUACUCAAAGUGUUUGCUCCGCCGGGAACCGGUGCUUCGGAUGAAAUGUGUGCCAAAGGGCAUGCCGAAGUCUAUGCCGAAGUCAAGGCACCACUGUCGGUAGCCGGCAAGGUUUCGUGUGCCAAUGUUUACAUGGAGUUCCAAGGAGAUCCCGGCAACAUGGUCACGGCACAGUGUGUCGUCGAAUCGGCAUUGAGUUUGGUACUCGAUCGCGACAAUUUGCCACCACGCAGUAAAGACGGGUUUGGGACACCAGCUGAGCUUUUAGGGCCCGUAUUGCUACAAAGAUUGAGGAACACAAAAGUGCGGCCGGUGACGGUGAAAACCAAUGUGCGAAAGAGUGAACGAGAGCACGAGUACAAAGUGUACAUUUUUUAGUUAGUUGUUAGUAAUGACUAUGCAUACGAGAAGCAAGGGUGUGUCCAUUGACUUGGUGACAAUACAUUACUAGCGAGCGUACGGUAGUAACUAGAUGCUGUACCUGAGCUUCCAUGUCUCGUACUACUAGCUAUCUAGCACUAAUGCCAUCCUCGCACUGGUGGCCACUCUCUGAAAGAAGCUAGCUAGUAUGAUGGAGUCACUUUCUAAUGGUAGGCAUGCAGCCAGAAAGAAACAAAAGGGCUCCUACAGUAUUCCAAAAUACCGGUAGCACUCGUGGUGCACACCCCUGUACCGUACGGUACCGGUACCUGUACCGGUACCAGUACCCAUCUGAAAUUUUCAACCUGGAAUUUUUACCGACCGGUACCAUGAGAAAGCCAAGAUACCGUUCACACCAUCCCCCAAGCUCUUUCGAUAGAAGAUGGCGACGGACCCUCUAUCACCAGCCAUUGGACUCCAAGAGGCCAUCGAUAGAGCCGGGUUUUCUUCGUUCCGGUGCAUUGCUGAUCUCGGCUUUGUCAGUUGGCGUCCUCCUCCAAGGAAUCGAGGGAAGGGAGCUCC